Molecule: messenger RNA, 973 nt
Organism: Rubroshorea leprosula
Lineage: Eukaryota; Viridiplantae; Streptophyta; Magnoliopsida; Malvales; Dipterocarpaceae
Source: the annotation of a GenBank genome assembly
CAAUAACUAGUAAGAAGUUAAUACUAAUUGUAGGCAAAUAACUCUACCACUACUUCAACAUCAUCUCGUGGGAAGGCAUUAGAGGUCAACUAUCUAUUCUAUGCCUUAUGUCGUCAAAAAGUUGGUCUGAGGUUGAGGCAUCUCUCUUUAGUGCAAACUGCUUUAUUUCAAUAAUGCUACCCACUUUGUCCAAACUUUAGUCGUUAGGUAUGAAGAGACCUGAGCAGAAUGAAUAAUGACAAAGCAAUCCUAAGAACAGAGAAUUCAUCCUUUUCAUACUUUUGACAUGAAGCAUCAUUAUUUUUUAUGUAUGAAUGAGAGUUGUUUUUGGAGCUGUAAUGACUUCCAUGAUUCCUUAAGGUAUUUGCUCCUGUUGUGGUUUUGGCUGUAUUGGGUUUAGUUUCCCUUUUGUGGAUGACCACAGGCCCCUAUUUAACUUCUUGUUGGUGACAUUUUUCCUCAUUGUUGACAGAUUCUCAAGGCCAAUUUUGCAUGGGUUGUGCACUCUAGGGUAUGCAGUUAGGACCAUCAUCAAAUCUAUAUGCAAAGGAGAUCCAACUAUGGUGAAAGGGUCAUAUAUCAGACUAGUGUUAAAGAAAGAAACCGUACGGUGCUGUCAGGCUAUGUUGACCUCCGUCGUCUUUGCUUCAUCUCUGUAGAUUAGCCCCAUGCAUCAAAUAUGAAUCUCAGUUUCUUGGUAAUAGGUGAUUCAGAUUCCUUUGUUUUCGACAUUGGAGAUGCCAACAAAAGGAUAACAAUCAAUAGAAGUUUCGAUGAUAGCAAGCAUAUACAUAUCUAAAGCAUUUGAUGUAUCAAAUUGGAUGAGUAGCACUAGGACAGAAGCCUACUGUACGUUUGUAUGCUCCAUUAAUUUAUGUAUAUGCUCACUAAUAAGCAAGGAUUGAGGAUUGGCAAUGGCAUGCAGUGUUAUGUAAAUCAAAAGGUAAAAUGGUAAUAUAGUCUUGUUUGGUUU